Molecule: messenger RNA, 3508 nt
Organism: Gambusia affinis (western mosquitofish)
Lineage: Eukaryota; Metazoa; Chordata; Actinopteri; Cyprinodontiformes; Poeciliidae
Product: phosphatidylinositol 3,4,5-trisphosphate-dependent Rac exchanger 1 protein-like
Exons: 8
Coding region: 1025-1597 (190 amino acids)
Cellular component (GO): cytoplasm
Molecular function (GO): phosphatidylinositol-3,4-bisphosphate 4-phosphatase activity
Source: RefSeq, a predicted model, not a curated record
UCGCUCUCAAGAGCAGCAGAAACAUUUCCAUUCUAAAUCUGAUUUUGGCACUUUAUAAUAAAUGUAGCAUUUUAUUAUACUGGCAUAAAUUUCACACUGAAAAAUGUAAAAAAAAUAAAAAUAAAUAAAUAAAAAUUACUAAUAUCUUUGAUUACUCUGCACAUUUAAAUACACAUACUUUCACAAGCUAACAUGGAAAACAAGUUGAGUUUGUUUCGUGCAGUUAGCAGAAUAACAGCCAAUGGAAAAAGAACAAACAAAAAAAAAACCUGAAACUAAAGGUUGACUACGUUGGUCAAACAUGUAAAAAUAAACUACAACAAACUUCCUUUCAAAUAGUUCAGAAAGAGCAAUUAGGAAUUUUAAAUAUAAUGUAAAGUAAAUUAUAAAGCAUGACAUCACUCAGAGCAUAAAGCAUACAACUAAACUGAAUAGACCUGGAGCAUUGUUACUGAUACUGAUCUAGAAUUGUUUUUAAUAUCAGAUCUAGUGGAGAUAUUGAUAUCCUAUCGAUGAACCUGUAUUUAUGAUCAGACGUUUUACACACAUUUACCAGUAAAACCAACAAAGCGUAAUUCAUCUCUUUCAACUUGAAGAAACCUUUAUAUUUUUAGUAACUAUAAGUUUGAAAACCCUAAAACAAACUUCACAUGAAGAAGCCAUCUGAAAUGGAAACCAUUCAUCAUAUACAUUACAGCUCAACUUUAAAUCAUUUAAAAAGCAUCUUCCUCUCACACAUUCAUCUGCUGAUGGCUUUAGUCGUUUUAUGGGUUUAGAUUGAAGGUCUUUAUAGGACACUUGCACCUCCCAACUCCUGCUCUCCUUUUAGUUCUCCAACAAUGUCGAUCAGAAGACAUUCAGUCUGCCAAACAGCCGUUCAUUUUUCAAAUGGAAGUGUUAGCUGCAGCGCCAAUCUAAUCAAACAGCUCUAAUUGCUUCAAAGUGCAAAACAUCCUAGAGUCUCUGAGCUGGACACCACACGCUGGAGCGUCCAGACAGCGCUUCCCCGCAAGACAGCGUGGACAUGGAGGAGUUCCAGCAGCGCAUCAAUGCUGUGUCCCUAGAGAAGGUCAAGGCCUACUACCGCAGACUCAGGGCUUUCUAUCUGGAGAAGUCCAACCUCCCUACUGACUCCAACUCCACUGCGAUGAAAAUAGACCAGAUACUGGGCCUUGAAGUUAGAGACCUUCAGCCGAGCAUUUCCAAACUGCUCAGACCCCUAAACACCCUGGAUGACCUCUGUCGGCUGAUGCAGUCUUAUGUCAACGUGCGUCCGAGCACGCAGGGCCACCCAUCAGGCGUCAGCGUGCUGUGUGUGUCCUCUGAACUGUGUAACCGGCUGGGAGCCUGCCACAUCACCUUGUGUGGCACCGGAAUGCAGAGAUGUACCCUGAAUGUGACCCUGGAGAAGACGAUGAUCCUGGCCAGGAACCACGGCCUCCUGCCGCGCUGCAUCAUGCAGACCAUGGACAUAAUGAGGAAGCAGGGGGCAAGAGUGGAUCUGUCUGCUAAAAACCUGAAGGUGAUGGACCAGAUGCCGCCAUCAGCUCCAAGGCUCUUCAAGUUGUGUUUGCCACCCUCAGAUGGAGAUCUGUGAGAACACUUCAGAGAAUCUUCUCAUAGGGAGGAGAAUGCCGAAGUGGAGGACAUUGGGAGAGGAUGAGUUUAAUUCUCAUCUCUUCCUUUCAGUUUAACGCUGCCAUUAAAACAAGGACCAACUUUGUGUCUGCAGUACAAGCUAAGAAAGACAGUUCAGAUAAACAAUAAAAGGGACAACGGACCAAUUAAAGCCAGACUCCUGCGGCCAAAGCAAACUAGUCAUGUAUGCUUUGUGAUUAUCCUGGACAGUAUUACUACGUCAGCCGUCUUCUGACGUGAAGCUUACCUUACUUAUCUAGAAGAGGAUGUUCUCAUGGAUCAGCUUGUGUUGUUAACUGGAUUAACCAAACUACCUGUAUUUGACCAAUGUCUUAAAUAACAAUUUUUACCCACUUUGCCUUGGACUGCAAAAUCCGGAGAGCUGCCUCUCGUUCUGUCCGCAUGCUCCGGUGUUCCCCAGGGCUCAAAGUUCUGACCACAAGUCAAGAAGAACAUUUUAGCUACACUGCUAGACGCAGAAAGUCCAAAAGACAGACAGAGAAAUGGAAGUAUAGGGACUGAGGGGCCUGAUAAUAAAAAAAAAUGGCAGAGGGAGAGGAGAGGGCUGUUUAGAAUUUUUUUCUCAGCCUGUUGUAUGUGGUGACUGUGCAAUUACUGUAGGUUUAGUUUAAGUACUGUAUUACUGCACAAAAUGAAGGAUUGCUAUUUAUUGUGUCCAGAAGGAGCGUUUUUAUCACUUACUUACUCGAUAUCAGGUAUUAAAGAGUCUAAAAGCAUUCCAGCCUAUGUAUUGAUCAGUAUUUAAAAGCCAAUGGCAUACCAUUUCACCUGUUUUCUUUAGAUGUACCUGCUUGUGUUUCAUUUUAUUUAAUUGUGUGUAAUUCAAUUAUGUCAGUAAUUGUUUCAUUAAUAAUCAGGGCAUGUAAGGGAUGGAGUAACUAAAUCAGGUCAAAAUGUAAAACAAAGAAACCAAGUCAAAACGUUAAGUACUGAAUCACUUAAAAUAUUAAUAUAUUAUUUAAUCCAAAUGUUGAAAGUUUGCCUUGUGUUUUCUGAAUUCUGACCUUUAAAUGGGUUCUUAUAAAUAUAAGAGCCCAUUUAAAAGUCAGAAAGUUUGCUGUAGGUGUUCUGAAAGAAGCACAGUGAUUGGUCCAUUCAGUGUUACGAAAAGUAAUGUAAUCAGUUUUAGGAUGACAAAAACAAACAAAAGGGAUUGUGUUGAAGAUUAAAACACAGUAAAAUUAGUUUACUGGAGAUUUUAUUUUCUUGUAAAUGAAUAUGUAACAUUGUCAGAGCAGAAGAUUGUGCAGUCGUUACAGAAUAAUGCUAUAAAUUAUAUUAGAUUAUUUUUAUGGAAGUAAUAUAGUAUAUGAAACAUAUUUUGUAUUGAUGACUGUGCAUUUGAAGAGAUACUGCCUCCCUGUUUCUAGCAUUACUGGAUCUGCAGCUUUGGUUUUUUGGUUGUUAAAAAUGUUCUUCAUCCAGAAACUCCUAUGAUUUGCUGCAUUCUUUGCGCUGGUUUCUGUUUACAGCCUAGUUCCAUAUUGACAUGUUAUAAUCUCACCUUUUUACCUGGAGCUUGACUCAUCCAUCAUUUUACAUGAUCAGACGUGCAGAUAUUUGUAUCAACAUAUUUUCCUGUAUGAUCUCAGUUCUGUACCUGAGUAAAAAUCAUUCAGUGAUCUUGAAGCAGUCUCUGUUAGCACUGCAGGUUGCUAAUGAGUGCAGCAUGUUGGUAUAUCUGGACAAAAUAUUGUCUAAUUCGGAUGUUUUCUUUUGUAUAUAUACUUCUGCAAUUUUAUGUUUGUUAAAAAUAACUGUACAAAGAUAUUCCUUUUGUUGAAUCUUUCUAAAAUGAUUGUAAAUGGAAUAUUAACAAGUUAGUAAAUAAAUUGUUCUUGUCAUGACA